Molecule: messenger RNA, 3720 nt
Organism: Penicilliopsis zonata CBS 506.65
Lineage: Eukaryota; Fungi; Ascomycota; Eurotiomycetes; Eurotiales; Aspergillaceae
Exons: 7
Coding region: 220-3399 (1059 amino acids)
Biological process (GO): cytoskeleton organization
Cellular component (GO): cytoplasm; mitotic actomyosin contractile ring, proximal layer; plasma membrane
Molecular function (GO): phospholipid binding; protein binding
Source: RefSeq, a predicted model, not a curated record
CUGUAGUGCCAGGCCAGGCCGAAAUACCAUGACGUUUGGUCUUGGUUUCCCACGCGUUUCUGCUGUUGUUCUCUCCAGAGACCUCGUGUGGUUUGAUUAUUGUUUUCUCCCAUCUGCCUGACCUCCCUCCAUCUUUUCUGCAUUUGUUUGUUUGUCGCUCCUACUCCUACCCAACCUACAACUGGGGGUCUUCUACACCCUUUUUGAGAAACCACCACCAUGCCGGGCACGAUUGCCGAGGGACCAAGUGUCUCUUGUUCAUUCGCGAACAAUUUCUGGGGCAAAGAUGACGCCGGCGUGCCGCCCAUGCUGGACCGGAUGCACAACGCAAAGGUCACUUGUGAUGAAUUAAAGGCCUUCUACACUGCCCGUGCCUCGAUCGAAGAAGAGUACGCCAAAAAGCUCCUAGCCCUCUGCCGAAAACCGCUGGGAUCGUGCGAGACAGGGACUCUGCGCGAGUCGUUUGACUCGGUACGCACAGAAACAGAGGCCAUCGCCAAGGCCCACUCGGCGAUUGCUUCACAGAUAAAGAUCGAGCUGGAGGAGCCCUUGGCUGCAUUUGCAGGCGGUAUCAAGGAGAGGCGGAAGAUCGUACAGAACGGCAUCGAGCGGCUACUUAAGACUAAGAUCCAGCAAACACAGGCUGUCAACAAGGCGCGAGAUCGCUACGAGCAAGAUUGCCUACGGAUCAAGGGUUAUCUUGCACAAGGCCACAUGGUCAUGGGCCAGGAAGAACGCAGGAACAAAGCAAAGCUCGAGAAGACACAGGCCCAGCUCGCGUCCAAUAGCACGGACUACGAGGCGGCUAUCAAGAUCCUUGAAGAUACCACCGGCCGCUGGAAUAAAGAGUGGAAAUCGGCCUGCGAUAAAUUCCAAGAUCUGGAAGAGGAACGACUAGAUUUCACAAAGAGCAGUCUCUGGACCUACGCAAAUAUCGCAUCAACAGUCUGUGUGAGCGAUGAUGCUUCAUGCGAGAAGAUCCGGCUCUCGCUAGAGAACUGCGAGGUUGAAAGGGAUAUUGUCAUCUUCAUCAAGGAAGCCGGCACGGGCCAAGAAAUACCUGAUGCGCCAAAAUUCAUCAAUUUCUGCCGUGGCGAUCUGAACGACAGCAGUUCCGAGAUCUCAGAGGAGGAUGGCUACUCUGUUGCCCAGUUCCAGCGAACGAUCAACCCUGCCUUCCGCAGCUCCUCUCCACAGCCAUCCACUUAUGAAUCUCACCAUGACCCAGAUUGUGAUCUUGCCGCCAAAAUGAACUAUGGUGGUGUGUCGGCGCCAUCAAUCAGGGAGGCUACAGUCACUCCGCAGAAGCCUCCCAUGCCACCUCAACAACCAGUGGAAGAACAGCCGCCCCAGCAGUCAUUUCAACAACCGCGACAGCAACAGUACCAGAAACCAUUGAAAAUGCUACCCCAACAGCAGCCCUUGCAACAGCAGCCCCCGCAGCAGCCGAAGCAGCCGCCUCAGAUGCAACAGGCACCGCAAAUGCAGCAAGAACCUCGAAUGCAACAACCGCCUCAGAUGCAGCAAGAACCUCGAAUGCAACAACCACCUCAAACGCAGCAGGCGCCUCAAUUGCAGCAGGUCCAGCAGCCUCUUCCAUUGGACCUUCGUCGUGGCGGUCAGCCCCCCCCGAACUACGAUCCAAACCAGCAUGGCGAAAUCGGUCGUGUGCCCCAUAACGCUUACCCAACCGAUGGCAUGACAAUGUUCUGCCGUACGGGACCCCCCUCUGAGCGCAGCUCGGGGACCAGUGCAUACCGACCCUCCAGCCGUGAUUCGCAGAGCGAAUGUUCCAAUCCCACCUCUGUCUCUAGCCAGGAGGCUGUCACUGCAAAGCCUUCGCCUGCUAAAUCUAGUCCCACUAAGCCUACCAACGGCGUGGCGCUGCCUGGGAUGAAUGAAGAGAGACAAGUCCAGAAACGACGAAGCGCCUUUUUCAGCAACAGCCCCUUCAGGCGGAAGAGUCGACACGACAAGGAUCGACAGGCCACUGGAUCAUCAUCCCGGAGCGGCUUUGAUUCCAAGCAGAGCAGCCCCGUCAAACCUGCGGCUGUCCAACCGCCGGUCCUUGAUCAGGGCGGGUCCGCCAGUCCUGAGCCCGUGGAUCCCCGCGCGAACUUCCAGCUCAAUGUUGGCAAUAACGUGUUCGAUGUGGCAUCGCCCGAAGCGGACAGGGCCAAGAAGGCUGCUCCAAAGACAAAAGGUGGUGAAGGAGAUCUUGACCCCAUCGCUCGUGCGUUGGCGGAUCUGAAGGGACCUGGGAAGCAACCAAGUACCCGGGUCUCGGCGGACCGGUAUCACGGUAUCGCUACGCCUGUUCCUUCGGCUCCUAGUUCAACUUAUGGCUCGACUUCGGUCGCAACCCCCCCCCCUGCUUAUGAUAGCUCUUCUCUCAAGCGCCUGGAUGCGCCACAGCCCGCCUUCACGUCGGCACAGAUGCAGAAGACCACCCGAAAAUAUGUCGACCAGACACAGAACAUGUUCCGCACGAGCAAUCCCUCUUCUUCCUCUUCUUCUUCUUCUCGGCCGGCCACUCGGGGUGGUGAGCCGCCCCAGGAGGUUCCCCGUGCCAGGUCCCCAGCGCCGGUCACCAGAUCUCCAGUUCCCCGUGCCCGAUCCCCGGCACCUGCUCCCAGAUCUCCUGUUCCCCAUACUAGAUCGCCAGCACCUGCUUCCAGAUCCCCAGCACCCGCUACCAGGUCUCCGGCUCCCCGUGCCCGAUCCCCAGCUCCCCCGCGCAGUGUCAGUCCCCAGGUAGCCCCUCGCGUGGAUACCCGAAUGAGUCAGUAUAGCAGGGGGGCGAGUCCAAGCCCGUCGACAUAUCAGACCAACAGUCUCAACAGUCGCUAUGCCCAGUCUCCCACCAUGGCCCCCGCUUCCCCUCGGACCAGCGAUGUGGGCUAUUCACCUCAAGAGUAUCCGAAACGAGGGUCGCAGAGCAGCUACACACGAAACGCAUCUCCGCAGCCACAGUUCAGGCAGCAGGCGCGGCCCUCUAGUGCAGGCGGAAUGGAGCUGCAGCUAUCCGGCAACCACAUGGACAUGUAUGACAGCGGGGGCCGUCAGGAUCGAUACGGCUCACGGUCGUCCAGAGAUGGCCGGCCCGCCUCCUCGUACUAUGGCAGCCAUUCAGAUGCGGGCAGUCAAGGCCGCGCGCGGAGCCGGACUCUGACCGUGGCCGAUCCCAACAGACAGUAUAGCCGUGAUGGACGCGCCGUUCUUCAUUUCGCCCGUGCUAUGUACAGCUAUACCGCUGCCAUUCCCGAAGAGCUUGGCUUCUCCAAGGGCGACGUCUUGGCCGUCAUCCGCUUACAGGACGAUGGCUGGUGGGAAGCCGAAGUGACUUCGACGCGCGGUCACCCUGGUCUGGUACCCAGCAACUACUUACAGAUCAUCUAGAUACCCCUUCUUCUUCAGAGCUUUGAUUUGUUGUUUUGUACAUACCUUCUGGUGUGAUGUGGUUUAUGUCCUACUACCGUUCUCCUAAUAUUUGAUGCAACCUGUUUCUUUCAGUCUAUACCUGGAAUUGUUUAUCUCCUUGUGCUUCUGCUUUUCAAAUUGGAAACAUUCUUCACUUUAUUUUGCCUUGUUCAUGACCCCUCUUUCUGCCUUGUUUAUGAUCCUAUGCCAUGUCCCUAUUUUCUAUGUCUGACUAUGCCCUCUAUGAAUCUGGAUUUCUUAUCUAUCCUGCUCAUGACUUAAUAUGAAAGUACCAUACAU